Molecule: messenger RNA, 3341 nt
Organism: Lactuca saligna
Lineage: Eukaryota; Viridiplantae; Streptophyta; Magnoliopsida; Asterales; Asteraceae
Source: the annotation of a GenBank genome assembly
AUGAAGGCAUCCACCUCGACACCCUCAUCCGAACACAAUGACUUCCAAUCAAGAGAGGUUACUUUUACAGAAACACUCAAAGCACUCGGAGUGAAUCACAAAGCCCACAUGAUAGCCUUAUGUGGGAUGGGCGGAGUAGGGAAGACAACAAUGAUGCAAAGGCUGAAGAAGGAAACUAUAGCAUAUUACCUUAAUGUAGACCUCGGCGAAAAAAAUAGUUCGGUAAGAGCUGAUAAGCUUCGUCGAGGGUUCAAGGCCAAAUCAGAUGGAGGUAAGAAUAAGUUCCUCAUAGUAUUGGAUGAUGUACGACAGACUGUUGAUCUCGAAGAUAUUGGUUUAAGUCCUUUGCCAAAUCAAGGUGUCGACUUCAAGGUCCUGUUAACAUCACGAGACAGACAUGUUUGCACUAUGAUGGGGGUUGAAGGUAAUUUGAUUCUCCAUGUGGGACUUCUAAUAGAUUCAGAAGCACAAAGAUUAUUCUGGCAGUUUGUAGAAACAUCUGAUCAUGAGCUCCAUAAGAUAGGAGAAGAUAUUGUAAGGAAGUGUUGCGGACUACCCAUUGCCAUCAAAACCAUGGCGUGUACUCUGAGAGAUAAAAGAAAGGAUGCAUUGUCUCAUUUAGAGCACCAUGACAUUGACAAUGUUGUGUCUAAAGUUUUUAAAACGAGCUACGACAACCUCCAAGAUGAGGAGACUGAAUCCACUUUUUUGCUUUGUGGAUUGUUUCCGGAUGAUUUCAAUAUUCCUACUGAGGAGUUGGUGAAGUAUGGAUGGGGAUUGAAAUUCUUUAAAAAAGUGUAUACCAUAGGAGAAGCAAGAAUCAGACUCAACACAUGCAUUGAGCGGCUCAUCCAUACAAAUUUGUUGCUUGAAAGUGAUGAUGUUAGAUGCGUCAAGAUGCACAAUUUGGUCCGUUCUUUUGUUUUAGGUAUGUAUUAUGAAGUGGGGCAUGCUUCAAUCGUCAACCAUGGUAAUACACUAGAGUUUCAUGCGGAUGAUACAAAUGACUCUUGUAAAAGACUUUCAUUAACAUGCAAGAGUAUGUCCGAAUUUUCUAGAGAACUCAAAUUUCCAAACCUAACCAUUUUGAAACUUAUAGAUGGAGAUAAGUCGUUGAGGUUCCCCCAAGACUUCUAUAAAGAAAUGGGAAAGCUCCAGGUUAUAUCCUAUGAUAAAAUGAAAUAUCCAUUGCUUCCUUCAUCCCCUGAAUACUUCGCCAACCUUCGAGUGUUUCAUCUCCAUCAAUGCUCCUUAAGGAUGUUUGAUUGCUCUUGUAUUGGAAAUUUGUCGAGUCCAGAAGUGCUCAGCUUUGCUGAUUCUGACAUUGACCGGUUACCUUCCAUAAUCGGAAAUUUGAAGAAGCUAAGGCUACUGGAUUUGUCAAAUUGUUAUGAGCUCUAUAUGAGAGUGGUUGAUCGAGAUCGAAAGGCGAUUAGUCUCACAGAUGAUAACUGCAAUGAGAUGGCAGAGCGUUCAAAAGAUCUUUCUGCAUUAGAACUUGAGUUCUAUGAUAACAAUGUUCAACCGAAGAAUACGUCAUUUGAGAAGCUCCAAAGAUUCCAGAUCUCAGUGGGGCGCUAUUUAUAUGGAGAUUCCAUAAAGAGCAGGCACUCGUAUGAAAACACAUUGCAGUUGGUUAUUGACAAAGGUGAAUUAUUAGAAUCUCGAAUGAACAUGUUGUUUAAGAAAACAGAGGUACUAUGUUUAAGUGUGGGAGAUAUGAACGAUCUUGAAGAUGUUGAGGUUAAGUCCUCCUCACAACCUCUUCAGUCCUCUACAUUCUACAAUUUAAGAGUCCUUGUCGUUUCAGAGUGUGCAGAGUUGAAACACCUCUUUACACUUGGUGUUGCAAGAACUUUAAAAAAGCUUGAGCAUCUUGAAGUUUAUGAAUGUCAUAAUAUGGAAGAAGUCAGAUGCACCGGGGGUAGUGAAGAAGAGACAAUUACGUUCCCCAAGCUGAAGUUUUUAUCUUUGUGUGGGCUACCAAAGCUAUCAGGUUUGUGCGAUCAUGUCAAAAUAAUUGUGCUACCACAACUCAUGGAGUUGAAACUUGACGGCAUUCCAGGUUUCACAAGCAUAUAUCCCGUGAAAAAGUCUGAAACAUCUAGUUUGUUGAAGGAAGAGGUUCUGAUUCCCAAGUUAGAGAAACUGCAUGUUAGUAGUAUGUGGAAUCUGAAAGAGAUAUGGCCUUGUGAAUUUAGUACGAGUGAGGAAGUUAAGUUGAGAGAGAUUGAUGUGAGAAAUUGUGAUAAGCUUGUGACUCUAUUUCCAUGCAAUCCCUUGUUUACGUUGCGUAAUCUUGAAGAGCUUAAAAUCGAGAACUGUGGUUCCAUUGAAUUGUUAUUCAACAUCAACUUGGAUUGUGCUAGUGCAAUUGGAGAAGAAAACAAUAGCAGCAACUUAAGAAGCAUCAAAGUGGAGAAUUCUGAGAAGCUAAGAGAGGUGUGGAGGAUAAAAGGUGCAGAUAACUCUCAUCCCCUUGUGCGUGGCUUUCAAGCUGUUGAAAGCAUAAGCAUUCAAGGAUGUGAAAGUUUUAGAAAUGUUUUCACACCUACCGCCACCAAUUUGGAUCUGGGGGCACUUUUGGUGAUUUCAAUAGAAAACUGCGGAGAAAACACAGGAAAUGACGAAUCGGAAGAGAAUAUCCAAGAGCAAGAGCAGAGUCAGGAAGAGACAUUACAAGAAGUCACUGAUACUAAUAUUUCUAGUGUUGUAUUCCCAUCUGGUCUCCUACACUCUUUUCAUAACCUCCGUAUGCUUACAUUGGAUAAUUAUGAAGGAGUGGAGGUGGUGUUUGAGAUAGAGAGUGAGAGUCCAACAAGUAGAGAAUUGGUAACAACUCACCAUAACCAACAACAACCUAUUAUACUUCCCAACCUCCAGGAAUUAGUUCUAUGGGAAAUGGACAACAUGAGUCAUGUGUGGAAGUGCAAGAAUUGGAAUAAAUUCUUCACUCUUCCAAAACAACAAUCAGAAUCCCCAUUCCACAACCUCACAACCAUAACUAUUAUGUUUUGCAGAAGCAUUAAGAACUUGUUUUCGCCUCUCAUGGCAGAACUUUUUUCCAACCUAAAGAAAGUCCAUAUAGAGUUUUGUGAUGAUAUUGAAGAGUGUAUUGGUGGAGGUGGUGCCAAGGAAGGGAGUAAUGAAAUAUCUUUGAACAAUACCACUGCAACUACCGAUCAAUUUGAGGUGUUGUUUCUUGGAGCUUAUGCCAAUGCUCUAGAGAUAUAAGUAUACAAAACUGCCAUGCAUUGUCAAUUGUGAUUCCAUGUUAUGCAGCAGGACAAAUGCAAAAGCUUCAAGUGCUGAGAAUAUGGUCUUGUCAUGGGAUGAAGGAG